This is a messenger RNA of Spirodela intermedia, 6270 nucleotides long. The record is from the annotation of a GenBank genome assembly. NCBI's taxonomy places the organism in Eukaryota, Viridiplantae, Streptophyta, Magnoliopsida, Alismatales, Araceae.
AUGUCCAACUAUUCCUCUCCCGAGUUCACGCCGCAGGAGAUCGCGGGAUACCUGGCAGAGUACGGCAUCGCUACCGUCAAUCCGGAGGACAUUGACAGGCCCACUGCCGACUUCGUCUGCUCGGUCUACGGCAGUGUGAUCUCCUUCCUUGAUCCCCUGGGGUGGGUAAACCCUCUGAAACUCUCUGUAGAGCUCUGUUCAUUCUAUUUUCGCUAGUUCACUCGAGGUCCCGGUUCUAGCAGUGAUGACGACAACGAGCAGAUUGACUUCGACGCCCUCGAGUGCCUGGAGAACCCGGAAUACCACACGGACUCCAUUCGGAUCAUUAAUUUCUACCGCAAGGUCAGGGACAUGCUCGCCUUCAUCGGAAUUGAGUUCGUUCUCAGGGACCUCCUGCGGCCUGACCGCGCAAGAACGAAGGCGAUCCUCUGUACUGUUAUCAAUUUCCUUCUGUACAGGUGGAGAGUUUAAAUUGUUUUUUCUGUUCCUUUGUUCCUAUUUCACUUUCUAAUGAAUUGAAUACAGAAAUGGAGCUUUUAACCUUUUUGACGUUGUCUUAGUGCUGUUGAUUUACCAGGAAUGAUAAAUUGGCCGACCUUCAGCCAAUAGUGGACCAAUGUAAUGAUGACCGACGAAUAGAACUGGAGGCUAGGAUUUCUGAGGUUUUUCUUUUUUCAUCUUUUUCCUGGUUCAUCCUCGAUUUUUUAUGGAUUUUUAAUCCAGUGUUAGAGGCUGAGAGGUGGAGGAAGAGAGCGAGCGCAUGAGUGGGGGUUCAUGAGGUUGAUGGGAUUCCAAAGUUGAUAUACAUUGGACUGCUUUUGGGUGGCAGCUGAAGAGGGAGAUUUCAGAACACGAAAUGGCACGUGAACAGGAGCAACCCUAUGUUCAAGAAAUUGAAGCGGAGGUCAGAGGCUUGAAACAGAAUAUACAGGAACGCAAUAAAGAGCAAAUGGCAUUGAAAACCCACUUCAAACGAAUCAAAGAGAAGAUUGAUGCCAUCAAUGACAAGGUUUGAUUUUCACACAUUAUGUUGAUAUAGAUACAUAUGUAUUUAUUUACCUUUUAAUUGUAAAACAACCACAUGUUUGAUGUUUUUAUUUUAGGGGCCCAUAUUUGUAGCCUUCAUUUCGAUAAACGUGAGACAAAAUGGACAUUUAGUCGGUUUCAGUGAAAAAAUACGUGUACUGGGUAGACUCAAUUUAUCAGUGCCUCCGUACAGAUGUUCUGGAAUGGAUCUAAAGCUAAGAGAAUUUCUUCUUCCAUGAAAAAGCUUAGCAAACUUUAAAAUGUCCCUUCCAUAAAUUUGUAUCCUGCUUGCUUUUUAAAUGUAUGUAUUUUAUUAGGCACAAGCACACUUGCUUUAUCAUCUAGAAAUUAUGGUUAUUGCGUGAAUCAGAAAUUGAGCUUUACAUCUAAUAUCAUGAACGCAGUCUACUCUUAUCUAGGAAAAGAAAUCUUUCUCUUAGUAGAUAACCAUUUUAGGCUAGAUCGCCUGAAAUCACUUAUAAAACAUUUCUUGUUCUCUCUUAUAGUGCUUUCUAAUUGCCGUUUCAAAUUUUGAUGAUUUGUGCCUGACUAGACUGGUUACAGUUCAUGAGGCAUAUUGGUGGAGUUCAAAUACUGAUCUGCUUAGUUCUCUCCUGCAGAUAUCUCAGGCUGACUUCGAAUUACUUGGAAAUGCUCAAGAAAAUUCCAAAUUGUCGGCUAACAUUGUUCAAUCUCCAGUCAAGUUGCAGGUUCUAUUUUCGCCUAUUUUUAAAUUUUCUUAUAGUGAAUGCAUGGAGAAUACUGUGUUCUCAAAUUCAAGUUUCCGUCCUCGUGGGGGCAUAAAAGCUCUUUCAUUUUAGCAUCCUUAGGCAUAGGAUUAAUUGCUUAUGUAUUCAAGCACUGGGGGAUGUGAAACCUUCCUGCAUUAUCCUUUCUGUCAUAGCAAUAACACUUAUAAUCCGGAAAAAACUUGCACCAUGGGGAUCUUAUGAAUAUUGCAUGAUAUUGGAUUCUAAGCUCGACAGUCUGGUGUAUGUUUUGCUCUGACAUGCUGUUGUACUCUUCCACCGAGUACGUAUUUGUUUUGAAACUUCAUAUUAUAUAUGUGAUACAUGUUUGUACAAAACGAUGUAGGGACUGGUGAAAUAAUUGUAGAUGGGUCAAUGUGAUGCAUGUUAGAUUUUAAUUAGUGUUACUUGGCUUCCUUUGGAGAAGGAUACCGAAAUUGACAUUGACAGCAAUAAAUCCUCUUUUAUUCUUUAUUUUUGCAUACUGUUGUCAUUGAAGAGAUUUCGUACAAGGUGGUAAAAGUCAAUUCUUUAUGUGGGUUGAACGGGUAAAUCAAGUUUUAAAGUUACUGGCAUAAUGGUUACAUUCGAGUGGUUAGGUAUUUGGUGUCAAAUUAUAAAUAAAUAAAUAACUAAUAUACUAUAAUAUAAUAUAAGAAUUAAUUUGGUCGCUAUUGUGGACAUAUAAGAGAAGAAGCGCUAAUUAUUUUUCAAGCUACAAAGUUAGCACGGUGCCAAUUAAAGGGAUAUUUUUUAUGUGAAUGGGGAACCUAAUAACAUAGAUGAAGGGGAUGAAUUUUAGAGGAUUGGGCUCUCUAGGGGAUGUAUUGGGCUCUGGGAUGCUGUACACCUUGGUAUCUGGAUAUCACAGACUAACAGUUGUUAUAAAACGUGUAUAAUGUCCUUUUCUCAUUUUUCCAUGAUCUUAGAUGGCCGCCCAUAGAUGGGGAAGGGAUGCUGGUCAUAUGUUUUAGAGGAAUUAUGAUGGUCUAGUGGGAAAAUGGUGUUCAUCAUUAACUUUUAAACAAUUUGCUGCAGCAUUUAUUUUUCGUAUCCCUUGUUUUUCUAUGAUGUGAUGCAUUGUUAUCAAUCAAUUUUGCAAUGAUUGAUUUUUCUGGUGAUGAUUGUGUAACCUGAGUUCGUUGGCAACUUAAGUAAUUUAUUACAAGUCCCAGCCCAUGUUUCAUGUAUCAUCUAGUUGUUUGCAUUGAACGUUAGUCUUGAGUUAGGGGCAUUAAGCAUAAGUCACUCAUCACUUUCCUCAUCAAUUGAUCUUUGUAUUCUGCUAAUACAAAUAUUUUGUUUAAUUUAAAGAGGGCUGUUGAAGAGAAAAAGGCAAAGCGAGCUGAGGUUAAGAAUGCAGAAAGAUCAGCAAUGCUUAGUGUUCAAUCAAAAACAGCAGCUCUUGAAGUUUACACGAAGGUAUUCUUUAUUUCGAUCACUUAUUUUGGCUAUUCUUUUAUUGCAAUGGCACCUGUAACGAAUUUGAUAUUUUUGAAUGCUAUGGUUGUUCUUGGCUUUUUAAACUAUUUUUCAACUUCUUUUGUGGAAUUUCUGGGAAUCGAGGUUUCCUUCUAAGAUAAAUUCAAGUCUAGAUUGGAGCCUUCCCCAUCCUUUUUUUGGUUGAACAGUCAGUCUUCUGCCUUGGUCAAAUGUAGUGAACAUGAAAUUUUCUGUUUAACCUUCGUAGUGAAUUUUUUUCGAGUGUUGAGCUUUAUCGUGUUUCUACUAUGCCUUAAACUUAUGUUUUCCAUUUGUGUAAAUCGUAGGACCGUAUUGAUGCAUUCCCGUACGUUUUUCUGACCCUAGUCCGGUAUUGCUAUCCAUAAAUCUGCACAAUAAAGAUCAAAUUCAAACGUGGGGUAAGACUCGUAAUAGAAGAUGAUGCUUUAGACUGAAAACGGCUUGGAGCUGGAUGAAAUAUCGAAUAACUAGUGUACCUUGAUUGUUACUUUCAAGGUAGUAAAUAAUGCCGUCUGAUGCUUUUACAUCACAUUAAUGCGCCUAAAGAAGAAUGUUUUUUUAAACUUAUGUAUACUAAAGUGUGCUUAGUUUAUUUUUUUUAGUUUAAGACUUCUACUGUGCUAGAUCUCUUUCUAACCCCUGGCUACACCUACGCCUUUUCUAAGAAAGUUCAAAUUCUAGCUCUUUACUUCCAUGCUUUUUCUUGGCAUCCUUCUAAUUCAGGCUGUUAGUUGACUUUAAGUUCAUGUUUCAUCUACAUAUCCUUCUACGGAUCAGAUGAGAUUGGCUCUCCUGAUCUUUAAACCUGAUUUGGAUAAAGCACUCGUGCCGUUGGCCCCCCCCCCCCCCCCAUCUAAACAUUAUCUGGUUGGUUCCUGAUGCAUAGUGUUCAACUAAUCUCUCAUUUUUGAACUUCUUCGCACUCUUGAUGGCUUUUGCCCAUCACAGCUUCGCUACCGUCUCAAGGAAGACCAUGGGUGAAAUCAUGACCUCCAUGAAUAUCAGAACGGAUCCUCUCCAAACAAUUUAGUGUUAGCAGUCUUAUCGUUGAAACAAGCCUUCUCAAGAUGACGUUUUUCACGAUUCUGGUAUUGAAUUUUAAGUGAUGAGGAGGUUUUAAGUGGUUUUACUUAUAUGGUAGCUGAAUUUGAGAGAGUUUUUUGGGGCUAAGUUUGUUUACCAUUGUAGGGACAGUUCUGUGCCAUUCAAUAUAAGAGGGUCAGGGUAAUAAUCUUGAGUCAUCGUAACAGUAGAGUCGCUGAGGUUAUAAUAGGGCUUCAAUCUAUGGAUAAUUUUUUUUUUUUUGUUUCCAUUUUCGUUUUCAUCCUAUAAUUCAUAUUAUCGAAUGCUAACCUUUUUCCUGGCUUUGCACAAAUAACUUGGCUUCCUUGCUCAUACUUUAUGGGUUUCAUGUUUACCAUCCAUAGCAUUUACAGACGGAUGAUCAUCGUUCUCUUAAAUGCCAUUCGUGAUAACAAAUUCCAUAGGACUAUGAACAUGAUACUUAUCAUUAUCAUCAUAUAUUCCGAAUAAAUAAGAUGUGCAUCUAUUUAUCUGUUGCUUCUGUACUCAACAUUUUCAUUUAUUUGUCUUCCUUGUAGGCCUGUGAAAAAAUAACCAAGCACUUGUCCAAGUUGCAGAAUCUACAGGAACAGGUACGGUAGAAACAUGAAUUCUGAUUUGCAUUAAACGUUGAACAUUGGUUAUAAUGCCUUUAGCCUACAUUUUUCCCGACCCUUCAUCAGAUUGCCCCUCGGAUCGGAUCUCCAUUGUUUCCAUCUUUUAGUGAGUCUUUUUCAAACUGGGAAAGUGUCUGAAUUUGUUAAGCACUAUCAACCAUCCUAGAGCUUGGAAAUUUUUUGCCUAAUCAGUACAAUGGUCUUCUUAUUGACUCUGUCAACAAGCUGGAAUCACCCACUUGGAGUUACUACAUGAAGUCAACGGUUCACAUUUGAACUGUACACUUGUUUUAGAGAGGCAAUAAAGCUUUUUUAAAUCAUGAGUCAAUGGGUAGAGAAAUCCAACUUAUUUCUCUGACUUGAUACAGUAUCACGAAAAUUUCUUACUAAAUUUGCACCAUUUCUCUUGACAUCUUGUACGAAAAUUGCAUUGCUGUUGUACCCGUUAAUGGCUCCAUCGUUCACAGGUGACUGCUGCAAAAACCGUCGAAAAAGAGGUGAAAGGUUUGAAAACUAAGCUGAGCGACGAGGAACUUUCCAUUGUAUCUCUUGAUGCUAAAAUCGACGAGCUCCAAGGCAAAGGUUAUUGCCCAUCUCAUUGUUGAAUACUCUCUAUUUGAUUGAUUUAUUUUUUUGCACUCUCAUCAACCGCCAUUCCUUUUCCAGCGAAACAAGCAGAGGAGUUGAUCAAGGCCAUGGAGAAGGAGAGAGACCUGAGAUUCACUGAGCAUAUCCAGAAGCUCAAUGCUGUGAAGUCUGAAAUAGAACAGAAGCUCCAUGAUCUCGAACAGAGAGAGGAGAAGACCAAGGCUGUGGUCCUACAGGUAGUAACUCAUGCCCAGUAUCAGUUCUAAGUUUGACCAGGGUUCAACCUACUUUUAGCAGUUGGGUUAUAUGAGAAGAAAUGACUUAUCUGAUGAAAUGGCCCACUUGAACUCAGGGUGAGAGCUUGACACUGAAGGCCACUUCUGUAAGAGAAGGUGGAAAGCUGAAGCAGCAGGAACUACUGGCCAAGUCCGAAGAGAUUGUCCACGCGGUAGGUCACAUUUGGCUGCAUAAUCUCCGUGAUCAGUCAGCCACACUUUCUAUAUAAUCUGUCGAGUGUCCCCAGCCAUUCUGGUUUCUCUCUCCCAUUUCCUGAAUGGGAUCUAAUAGAAAUGCCAGGACAGCUGAAGAUAAUUCUCCUGCUAAUCGGAUGGUCAUGAGAGAUGAUGUUCUUUUGUUGACUCUAGUUCCACAGCUAUUCGGCCCUCAUUGAUCCCUUCCUCGAGAGAGCCCGGGCUGAGGCGGAGAAGGCCGGGCCCGUGCCUGUGAUUCCAAAUAGGGUAACCGAGGAAACCACGAGUGCAUAG